Messenger RNA from Oikopleura dioica, 1314 nucleotides. NCBI's taxonomy places the organism in Eukaryota, Metazoa, Chordata, Appendicularia, Copelata, Oikopleuridae. The record is from the annotation of a GenBank genome assembly.
AUGGCCGCAUCAGUCAGCUUUUAUCCGGAAGAAGCCGGGUACAAGGCGGCUAAUGUUCAGUACAGCAACGACACCGUCAACACCGCCCAGUACCGCAACUACUACACUCCUGGAAACAUUUCCCCAGCCCAUGUCGCGGCAACAUCCCCUGUCACCGCUGCUCAAGCAUCUUCCGUCAUCAGCCAGGUCGAGCAAAGCCCUGUGACUGCUCAGUAUCACACUGUAGCUGGGGCGUAUCCAUAUUGGACUGGAACUCAGGAAAAAACGAAUUCCUCUGGCAUUGGCUCGAGCACUUCCUCCCUCUCCCAGACGCCUCCCGACAACGCUUCCCAAGCCGCAUAUCUGCCCAAAACGGAGCCCAAAGUGGAAGCAGAUGAGACGACCAUCCGCUCCGAGCUCACUCCUGCUCAGCCUGAGCUCAGCUCAUCCCCAUCUGCGCUGCCUGUUUCUAGCUCUGCCAUUUCCACUCCACAACUACCCAGCGCCUCCCCAGUGUUGACCCCUAUUGACCCAACUGGUCAUAAUCCUCCAAUGAGCUCAUCGAUAACGACCUCCACCUUAUCAAGUUAUACACCGACUACUGCCCAGUCAAUCUCUGCCUGGAAUUAUCCCUACCCUUCUUCUUCAAGUAUUUACUCCGGUCUUGAUCCUUCUAGAGCUGCCGCUGCUGCUUCUCUUUCGUACCCAGGUUUUUCCUCCGCCGCCGCUGCUUCUGCCCAUGGAGCUUCAACAGUCUCCGCUACCGAUCCUCAUAGUUUUCUUUCUUCCCUUCAUCCCUUUGGCCCUGGCCAUCCGGGUACCCAUCCAUCCGUCCUACCGUAUUACCAGCAGCAUGCGUAUCAGUAUGCAGAUCAAUAUGCCCAGUAUGGAGUUCACCCAGAAGAUCAUAUGACGAAUCCGAAGACAAGUGACGACCUCGAGGGCUUUGCCCGCGAUUUCAAGCAGCGCCGAAUCAAGCUUGGCUACACUCAGGCUGAUGUUGGACUUGCCCUUGGAACCCUCUACGGAAAUGUCUUCUCCCAAACAACCAUUUGCCGAUUCGAAGCCCUCCAACUUUCCUUCAAGAACAUGUGCAAACUAAAACCUCUCCUGCAGAAGUGGCUUCAGUUCGCUGUCAAAGGUAAUCAAUCGAAUGGCUUCUCGGCGCUAGAAAAGGCCGCAAACACUGGAAGAAAGCGAAAGAAGAGACCGAGUCACGAGAUGAGCCCGAGUAUGGCAAGCGUCCCGUGGCAGACCAGCCACAGUGCAUCGUCGGUGAUUACUACGGAGGAGCCGAAGAGGAAGAUUACUAAAAGCGAAGAUCCCUACUCUUAA